This is a messenger RNA of Triticum urartu, 2669 nucleotides long. Its product is annotated as WPP domain-associated protein. NCBI's taxonomy places the organism in Eukaryota, Viridiplantae, Streptophyta, Magnoliopsida, Poales, Poaceae. The record is from RefSeq and is a predicted model, not a curated record.
UCGCCGCUCGCCCCCUUCCCCGCUCCCCCUGACCGGCUGACCCGGCCUGAGCGCGCGUGUGGCCACUGGACCAGCGGCGCGGAGCCAGCAACCACCGCCGCAUCCUCCCUCCCCGUCCCGGACGCUCCUCCAGCAGUUUCCUUCCUGCUGAUUUUUUCUUCCUCCUCUCGUUCUUUCCAACUGGCAAGCAACCGCCCCUCCCCCCACCAACGACCGAGCGAGCGAGACGGGGCAGCCAGAGCGAAAGCAGCCGCCUUUGCUGCAAAAGUGCGCCGCGCACUGCUGCGUCCCUCGUCUCCUCUCUCUCAUAGCGCCUUCCUCUGGCUCCGCCGCACUCUUUUCGUUUCGGUUUCCCGCCCCCGAAGCCCCGGCGAAAUUUGAGACGCGGAGGCGGCACCGCUUCCCGUCCUCGGCGGCGCGGAGGCGGACGGCUGCGUCUGGCUCCGCGGACAUGGCGCCGGCGCCGCCGGCGGCUGAACAGCCCCAGCAGCAGCCGCCAUUCUUCGCCGGUCAACUACUCCACUCCUUCGCUUCUUGUAAUCUACUCCGAUUGGAGCAUGAGCUGCAACAAGAGCUCUCCAGCAUCAUGCUCCAGGGCUACAUUACCGGUCUGCGUCGCGAGUUCGAGACCAAGCUAUGUGAGAAUCACAACCAUAUCAGCACACUGAGCAAGAGCUGCAAGGAAAACCUUUCCGAGAUCACCGCGCUACGAGACGAGCUUAACUGCAUCCUGACCGCCGCAGCAGCUUUAGAGUCCACCCUUCUUCCUCACCACAACAAUCUUGAGAAAGCCGAGGAGACGAACUCUCUCAAGAUGAAAGAUGACAAUGACAUCCCGGAUUUUUCGCUCCUGAAGCACAUGCACGGCGAAGAACUCAUGACCUUUCUCAAGUCGGAGUGGCUGAAAUCGCGAAGGCAGCACGAGUAUGAACUACAGCAGACGACUGAAGAGCUGUUCAGGCUGAAAAGGCAUCUGGCGAAAGAUGGAGCUGUGUUGCCUUUUAGGAAAGAGAGAGAGCUUGAGUUCAUCAAAUCAAAGCUGCUUCAGACUAUCUCCAAAAUGGAUGGCAUUAUCUCGAGGAAAGAGGGCUCUGGCUCUCAUUACAAUGAGGAUGAUGAGCUAUGCAGAUUGAAGGACAGAAUUGGUUCUCUGCUCGACGAAAAUGAACAUCUCCGAGGUUUGCUGUCCGACAAAAGAAAUGAGGCUAAGCAGCUCUCUGCACAAGUAGUCGACGCGCAAAGCAAUGUCGCGCAGCGCUCGCUCUCCGAGUCAAAACUCUGCGAUGAGCUUCAAGAUCUGAAGAUUGAGAGCCACUUGAAAGAGCUAUUGGAACUGUCUGUAUUAAGAGAAGUUUUUGGCAGUUACGAAAAUCAGAUUGAUGAUCACAACCAGGAGGAGUGCUUCCUCAGAGAGUUGCUUAUGGAGAAAGAAGAGCGGUUACUUACCAUGUCUGGGGAUAAACGUAAGCUCAAGUAUGAAAAUGACCAGCUUGUAUCUAUUGUAGGAUCAAAACUGGUUCAGCAUCAUGAGGAAUUCGACUUGGUUAACGAUGAGCUUACGAUGUUCAGGGAGAAAGUGUGCGAGCAAGAGCUGCUGAUCUUGGAGUUCAAAGGCGAGUCGAGCUCGAUGAAGAGCUGUCUGGAUGAGGCCAUCCAGCAAAUCCAUGUGUGCAAGCAAGAGAUAGUUGGGCUGACUGAAAGCUUAGCUUCCAUGUCUGUUGCUUUGGAGGAAGCAAAAGAGCAAAAUGCCUUGCUCGACGCGACUAUCUGGGAAAUGAAGAGAACAGCAGCGCCACGCACCGACGGUCAUAUAGGAGAUGAUGCAGGCCCCCUAGAGCAAUUUACCCUUGUUAGUAUGGAGAAAUUGUCUAAAGCAUACAGUGAUUUCGAAAGCAGAUUAGCGCAAAGUAUGAAGCAAAAUGAUAUAAGGUUGACUAGAAUAAUUCGUCGGUUCAACCCACUGGUGCAGCAAGUUGCUGUACUAAAGAAGAAGGAAUUCUGGUAUAAACAAAUACUCGAGAUUAAAUGCUCGAAUCUUGAAAAAGCAGAAGCUGAGGUUGAUGUACUUGGCGAUGAAGUUGAGACCCUCUUAAGUGUUCUUGGUAAAAUCUAUAUAGCACUUGACCAUUACUCUCCUGUCCUGAAGCACUACCCUGGGGUGACCGAGAUUCUGAAUGUAGCCCAUAAGGUGUUGAAAGGAGAAAGUAUUGAGCAAUACAACACUUUGUUAAAACAUUAACAGCACAGAUGUUGACUUGGACAGAUCCUGAGAAUAGUUUUGGCAAGUUUUAGCAUACAGGGAGGAAAACGAAGAUGUUAACUUAUAGAUAUAGUUGCAGUCAAAGUAGUAGAGACCAUUAUUGGAUUGCUAGUGUGACCAGGGUGAUCUCUUUUCUUAGGCUUCAUUUGUAUCAUAUCAGUGUGCAGUUUGUAGUUGUCCAUACAAAUCCGUAGGGUUCGCUGGUGUUCAUUAUAGCUUUCAGGUUGGAAUGUGGGUGUACCAUUUCUCUGUUUUCUGAGAAAAUCGGGUGAUUGUUUCUCUGCUUGCAGCAAGGCAGCUUGUUACAGUCCCAGCUUGCAUUGUCAGUGACUGUAUAAGUCAGUCCUAGUUUGUAUUGAAUUGACUAUGAUUAUGUAUCUGUAAGUUGUAACUAGUGCAGUUUUUUUCA